GUUUUUAUCUCUUAAAUGAAUAAAAACAAAAGUUUAAAAAAAUGAUAAAAAGAUUAUUUAUGAUUAUCACUUUUUGAAUUUUUAUUUGUUUUAUUUAUCAACAUUGAACAAUUUCAUUUAUUUCUUAAUAAAAUCUAUGAAACAUUUAAACAAUAUAUAGGAAUCAUUUUAAGGACAAAUAUAUCAUCAGAUACAUGCAUACAAACACACACACAUACAUACAUACAUACAUACAUACAUAUAUACACAUGUACACACCCAGAGACUAAUAACAACCAUGUUGUCAAAUUUAUCUAAAAAUUGACACCGAAAAAUAAAAUUAUCUCAACAACAAAAAAUUAUUGAAAAGUUUACUUAAAUAUGAAAGAUUUUAAAACUGAUUAUAAAUUACCAACUAAUUUACCUUAUUCAACAUCAUCUUCAUCUUCAUCCUCAACCUCAUCCUCGUCAACGACGUCAUCAUCAUCAUCAUCAUCGAUAUCAUCAUCUUCAUCAUCAUCAUCAUCAGUAAUGUAUAUAAACAAUAAACUAUCAGAUAAUACAUUAAAACAUUCAUUUUAUAUCACUGAUCAUAAUCAGAAUAAUAAUAAUAAUACUAAUAAUAAGGAUAAUAAUAAUAGUACUACUAAUUGUAAUACCACUGAACGUAAAUUAAAAACAAGAUUAGAAUCAUUUCCAAAAAUGUAUAGUAUCCAAGAGAAUAUUGAUUAUGAAUUCGGUAUAAAAUUACCAAAAAUGAUUACAAAUUAUCAUAAUAAACAAACAAAAUAUUAUUUAAAUUUAAAUUAUAAUAAAUUUUAUAAAAAACGUAAAACAUUUAAUUUAAUGAAUUAUACAACAUAUAAGCCAAUAUUGAAUUAUUCUUAUAAUAAUGAAGAGAAUGAUAUCAAUAAAGGAAAUAAUAAAUUAUCAUUACAACGUUCACUUGUAACUAGUUGUACGAAUACUACUAUUACUACUACUACAACAACUACUACUACUGCUAAUACUACUUAUAACAAUAAUAGUAAUCAUAAUAAUAAUAAUAAUACAAAUAGUACAUUUUAUAAACGUUCUGAUUAUGGACGAUUUAAACGUAGUAAAGAUUGUGGACCAUCUUUAUCUGAUGUUCCAAUGAAUGUUGAUUUUAAUACAUUAAAUCCAUCAUGUACAUCAAAUCGUUAUCAUAUAUUUAAUUUUGAACAAGUGAAAUAUUUAGAUGAAAUAAUGAAUUCAUUUAUAAGUAUUUCACCAAAGCCUUUGUAUCAAAAUUUUUUAGGUACAAAUAAUAUUAUAUCAACAUCAUCAUCAUCAUCAUCAUCAUCAUCAUUAACAACUACAUCAUUACCAACAAUCAUUAGUAAACCAUGUUCAUGUUUCUGUACACAUGAUCCAAUUAUUAAUGAUUUUAUGAAACAAACAUAUACAAAACAUUCAGAUCAUUUAUCAUCUGAUUGUUUGAUUAAUUCGACUAAUUUUAACAAUACGGAAAAUCGUGAUAAUAUUGAUAAAGUAAUCUCUUCAUCUGUUCCAACUACAGUACCAGUAUCAAAAGGAAAUAAUUUAGUAACAUCCAUUUCGGACGGCUCUUCCAAUAGUGAAAUCAAUAACACAAGUAAUGAUAAUACCAUAAAUAAUGCUUAUCAAUAUCUAACAAAUGAUUCUUGCUUACCUAAUCAUCACAAUACAAUUUCACAUUCUCCUAUUCCGUUUACAUUACAACAACCACCGAAACUACCAACUAUUCGUACACAAUUAAAGAAACUUAUUAGAACAAUACGCGAUGGAUUACUGAAAGAAUCAAUACCAGUUAAAGAGAUACGCUUAAAUGGUGAAGUUGCAAGUUCUAUUAUUAUUGGUUCAGAAAAUAAACCAACAUUUCAUGAUAUAGAAUUAUUAUUUUAUGUUGAUUUAUCUAAUUCUACAACAUGUACAAAAAUUAAAUCAGUAAUAUAUACAUGUAUUGAAAAUAUUUUAAAAGAUACAAUUAUUUUAGAAAAUUUAUCAAAUAUUACAAAUCAUUGUAUAUUUUGUUAUCAUUCUACAUUACCAUUGAAUAUAUCAACAAUACAUACAACACAGAAUCCUUUAUCAUCAACAUCAUCUUUAUCAUGUAAUUGUAAAUAUUGUUCAUAUUAUAAAUUGAAUUCAUUCAAUAUACCGGUUCAUUUAAAUAAAGAAAAUGUAGAAAAUUUAAAUCAACAAAAAAUCAAUAAAAAUCAAUUAUCUAAUUACUAUUUUCCUAUCAAUCAAUCAUUUAUUCAUCGUCAACCCUUACAUGAAAAUCAAUUCAAUACUAUAUCAUAUAAUAAUAAUAUUAUAAAAGAGAAUCCAUCUAAAUAUUUUAUGUUAAAUAAUAAACAAACAAUAAAUAAUAAUAAUAAUAAUUAUGAUUAUUAUAAAUUAAAUCAUUCAUUAUGUCAUUAUCAUUCAUUAUUAUCAUCUAUAGAAUGUCCAAAAUGUUCAACAUGUUCAACAUUAUUGAAUCCAUUCAAUCAACAUAACAAUAUAAAUUAUAAUAAUAAUAAUAAUAAUAAAAGUAAUAAUAAUAAUAAUAUUAUUAUGAUUAUUAAACAAUAUAUACAAAAAAUAAUACGUAUCUAUAAACCAACAAAUACUACUUAUGAUUCAUGGUUACUAUUUAUUAUUGGUUAUCAUACAAUUAAUAAAUCGAAUGAAAAAAUUAUAAAAAUUAAAUUUAUUGAUCGUAUAUCACGUGAAUAUGAAUUUACAAUUGAUAGUUUUCAUAUAAUAAUUAAUAAUUUAAUAAAAUUUUAUGAUUUAAAAAAAAAUAAAAAAAAUAAAAAAAUAAAAAAAAUCAAUAAAAAUUAUUAUCCAAUUAUAGUAAUUAAAUCAGUAGCAUGUAGUUAUAUAGAAGCAUUAAAACAUUUAAAUAAUAAUAUGAUAGUAAUAUAUAAACCAGAAGAAAUAUAUGGUGGUGGAUUAUUAAAAUAUUGUAAAUUAUUAAUAAAUGGUUAUAAACCAUGUAAAAUGAUUGAUAUAAAAUUAAUGGAAAAAUAUAUGUGUUCAAGAUUUUUUAUUGAUUUUUCAAAUAUAUUAAGUCAGUAUUAUCAAUUAAAUGAUUUUUUAAUGAAUUAUAUAGAAAAUAAUUAUAAAAUAAAAAUAGAUUAUUUAAAUAUCUUAUAUGAAGUUGUUUCACAUUCUACAAUCUGUUUAAUGACACAUGAAAGACAACAAACAUUAUGCUUGAUUCAAAUGUUCUUACGUGAUGUUAAUGAACAAGAAAAACAAAAUAAACAAUCUGUUGUACAUUUGCAAGAAUUCUCGUCAAAAGAUUGGGCAUUAGAUAAAGUAUUUUACGGGACUAAUUACUUUCCUAAACAAUUAUAUUCAAUAAAUGAUCAACAUGAAUUAUAUGAAUUAUACAAUCCUCAAUGUCAAUUUGAAUUCAUGAAUAAUUCAAAAGAUAUAACUGAUCAACAAAAUUCUACAAUUUCUAACUCAUUCCAAUCAAAUAUUGAUUUGAAACAUGUAAACAAAGUGGAAAACACUUUGAAUGUUGAAGAUGAAAAUAAUGAUAAUAAUGAUGCACAAAGUCACAACAACAACAACAACAACAAUGACACUGAUGACAAUGACAAUGAUCAUACACAAUUUACAAAUGAAUCACAAACUGAUGUAAACUAUAAUAAUAACAAUAAUUACAUUGAGAAAUCUAUGGAAAAUAAUAAUCACUUACAAAAGACUGUUGACAAUUCAAUUUAUAUAAAGAAAACAAUGAAUGAUAAUGAAAAUAUACAGAACAUUUCACAAAUUCACAAUAAAAUGACAUAUUCAAAUCAGAAACUAUUAUGUAUGAAUAAUUGUGCAUUAUGUAAUCAUCAUAUUCAUUCUCAACUCUGUCAUAAUCAUUAUCCUCAUCAACAUGAUAAUAAUAAUUAUUAUUAUCAUAAUCCGUACUGUUAUCAUUAUCAUCAUCAUCAUCAUUCUUGUCAAUUUAAUAAUGAAUUAUAUUACAUACCACAAAUUGUCACCUAUUUUCCUGCUAAUGAAUAUCUAUUUCCAUUAUCUACAAAUAAGAAUCAAGCAUUUUAUUCAAUGCCACAUAAUAACAUUCCAGAUCAUAAUAAUGAUACUACUUGUAAUACUACUAUUAAUACUACUACUGCUACUUCUACCAUUACAAAUAAUGGUAAUCAUCCAACAAUAAAUAUUCUAUCCAAUAAACUUCCACAUUAUCAUGCAAAAAUACUUCUACCACAGGAUAAUAGUGUAGAAGCAACAAAUAAUGGCAAUAUACGAUAUUAUGUCGGUGUACCAUGCUCUUAUCCAUCGAAUAUAAUCUCUUCGAAAUAUUCUUCAAAUAAUAUUAAUAAUAAUGUUAAUAAUAUUAAUAAUAAUAAUACUGUACAAACAAGAGAUGAUAUAUUAACCUAUUGUGGUGAACCAUUUAUUUAUUAUACACCAGAUCAAAAUUAUUAUAUUUAUUCCACACCAACAUCAAUAUCAACAUCAACUAUUACUUCAUCUAUACAAGAAAAUAUUCCUAUAUUGUAA
Molecule: messenger RNA, 4497 nt
Organism: Schistosoma intercalatum
Lineage: Eukaryota; Metazoa; Platyhelminthes; Trematoda; Strigeidida; Schistosomatidae
Source: the annotation of a GenBank genome assembly